Molecule: messenger RNA, 757 nt
Organism: Aedes aegypti (yellow fever mosquito)
Lineage: Eukaryota; Metazoa; Arthropoda; Insecta; Diptera; Culicidae
Product: perlucin-like protein
Exons: 2
Coding region: 99-566 (155 amino acids)
Biological process (GO): biological process involved in interspecies interaction between organisms
Cellular component (GO): external side of plasma membrane
Molecular function (GO): carbohydrate binding
Source: RefSeq, a predicted model, not a curated record
CUGUCUUUCAGUCGAAAAUCACAACUUUGAUUGAACGGACUUGCACUAACGAUAUUGUGUAUAAUAGCAAAUCAAUACUUCUGGAUAAGGGUUCCAACAUGUUAUAUUUAUCAAAAGUAUUUCUUCUGUUGUUCUGCGUACAGUUGGGAUUCGCCGCUCAACCUAAGUACCAUUUUGCAACUUAUACGAGUAACUGGUUCGAAGCGGCCGAGUACUGUCAUCGGAUGGGGAUGCGACUGGCCAUAGUCGACUCCGAGCAGAAGCAUGAGGAAACCGUUGCGGCUGCUAGGGAAACUGGAAGCUAUGUAUUGGGCAACUUUGGCGUGUGGUUGGGAGCCACUGAUUUGGGCCGAACAAACAACUACGUGUGGCACAAUACCGGUGAACGGGUGCUCUAUUCACGAUGGAGAAUAGCUGAACCCAGUGGAGGAGAUGAGCAUUGCAUGGCGUUACAGUACUGGCCAAUGUUGGGAUUCUUCUGGACGUGGAACGAUGUAUCUUGCAACAAGAAAUUGUAUGCGAUUUGCGAGAGUGAUGGAAGUGCGGAGUGCUCUGAAGUGGUGUAAGAGGCAAGAGCCAAGUUUAACACUAUUACUGAUUUUUUUUUUUUUUUUCAAAAUAAAUAACAUUUUGCGAAGACGAUUCAUCUGCUUUGUUUCAAUUGCAGAUUAAUUUAAGUUUCUUUGACCCAAUGUCAUCCCGUCGAAGGGGUGAGAAUGGGUCAUUUUUAUACUCUUAUAGAUCAGUGAAAACAUAA